AGGGGCGGCCUCCAGGCCUUGAUGGUGGGCUGAACAAGGCUGAAUUUGAAAUUCAGCUUCUGACGCCGAUGAUGCCUAGUUUACCCCCGCCCAGCUGUAUCACAUCCCCAAUCAUCCUCCCUUUUCUCUAUUCAAAGAGUGUUGGUUGCGCGUUGUUCAACAUUCCCGCGUUGCGUCGGGCCAUGCCAAAGCGCUUGUCGAUAUGUCGGCCGAAUUAGGCUUAGCCAUCGCAGGGGUCGCCGCGACCGGCGCCGCACUCUCCAAGGCGCUCUUCGGCAUCUAUCACUCCAUCCGGCACGCGUCGCGCGAUGUGAGAGACAUCGCGACACAGCUCACACUCCUUCAAUCCGUACUCAAGGAGCUCAAACGCGCCUUGCGUACAAGCAAGAGCAUCUACUCCGCCGACGCCACCCGCACUAUCUACAACCUGCUCUCGCAAUGCUCUCAGGUCUUCGAUGGCAUCGAGGACCUCACCGCGCCUCUGCGCUCCGCGGAUGGCGACCCGCUCCUGCAUCCUCCGCUCGGCGAGAGGCUGAAAUUCCACUUCAAGAAAGAUGACAUGCGCCUGCUGAAGGGACAGCUGGACUCCCUCAAAUCGACUAUCCAUCUCAUGGUCUCCAUCAUCCAGCUCGGUCGUGAACUACCAACAUCAUCGAGUACGGGAACGAGUGGGGAGCAGACUUCACCGCAACUCCGGAGCGCGCUUUAUGUUGCGAGUGAACUUGUCGUUGGCGAACGAGCAUGCUUGGCCGACUUGCUGCUCAUUGAAGAACAAGUGUAUGCGAGCUCUACAGAUGGCGUCAAAUUUGCCAGAAUUUCGGCCUGGCUUUCUGAAGUUGUGGGGCUGAGCGCGCCGGGAAGCAUGAGCUAUGCUCAAUCUACGACAACCGCAAAGAGCGUGUGGACACUCUCGGCAGCUCAGCGGUCGAUUACUGGAUCUGCCACUGAGGACGUGGAAAUGCUACUCGAGAAAUGGACUACUGUUAGUGAAGCACAACCUGGAGAUGGUGACAACCAGGGCGAAACUCCGCAUUCGACUGCAUCAACCUCGGACAGAAAUGGACACAUUGCUGUAACAACGCCAGCCGGGGACCACCCAAGCAAUACAGCUCCAUCGAAAGACAGCGAACAGGAUAGCGCACGCCAGCCAGAAUCCCAUUCUUCAGGUUCCGAAUCCGAUUCCGAUACUGAGUCAGACUCAGACUCAGACUCACAAACCGGGGCUCCUUUAGCGGGCCAUAUCAGAGCGCUCCAAGAAUCUGCCUUGGUUGACACGGAUGGUUCAGACUCCAGUUCUUCGGGCACAGCUACUCCUACAGCAGAGCGUCUCUCCGCGAUUGAACAUGUGGAAGGGCCUGCAACACCAACUCUCCCGAUGAGUCCGGGUCCUGAGGCACUCUUGACACCAAUUCUUGUAAGUCAUGGCGACAAUGACGAUAACGAGACGAUACGUGAUCUUCGACGAGCCUCUCACAAGGAUCGCCGAGUUCGCAUAGAUCUUCCGACAUCCCCGGAUGAAUCUUCACUCGAUGAUUCUCGAAUUGAAGAUUGGAUUGCCUCCUCAGCAUUGUCUGAUGAUGGAGGGAACAUCAGCUUCGAGCCGCCACCAAACGCAAUAAACAUGCCAUACCGGUUUCACUCGCCAUUCUCGCAAGUUUCUAUCCUGUCUUCCCAAGCCCCUUCCGUAUCUAGCAGCAUUUCAUCUAUUUGCGAGGACGAGCCAGUGCCUAGGAAAAUACAUAAGUUGAUCAAGAUGGGCAACAACCUCAUCAGACUCAAGAAAUAUAGCGAAGCGGCGUCCCUCUUCAAAGACGCAUAUAAUCUUUCAAAAGCCAACGAUGAGGUGGAUAAUGCCCAAAUUAUGGAGAUCAAGUUCAAGACUGGUGUUAUCUUUGGGGAGCUGGGCAAAUAUGCAAGCGCGGUGCGUGUUCUCAGGGAUGUACUCAACCAGCAAUUGGGAGAGAAUCCGAAACAAACCCAGCUCACCAAACACUACCUUGCCCGUAUCUAUUGUCGACGGGAGGAAUGGCGAGAGGCUUCCAAGAUGUACAAACCUCUAUGGGACUUGCGAAAAAGCAUUCUACGCCAGCAGGGUGCCAUACCUUCUCAAGUCGGCCUUGCAUUACGAACCGGGCAGGAGUAUGGCCAUGCUCUGCUCGGACAUAACCGAUUCGACGUCGCAGCGGACGUUCUUGGAACGGUUUACGACAGAAGCACCAAGGUUCACGGUACGGAUGACGUCAAAAUCACCCUCGACACUGGUGUGAAUCUGGGACGAGCGCUCAGGUGUCUAGGGAAAAUUUCGGAUGCCAGCAAGAUACUCAUCCCAAUCCACCGGGCUUGCGCCAUAGAUCUAGAAGAUGCGCAUUCCCUAGCACUACGGUGUGCCCAUGAGCUUGCAAUGGUCUAUAGUGAUCAAGGGAACUACAGAGAAUGCGAGCCGCUAGCCAGGUCUGUCUGGGAAAUUAUGUCAAAAUUAGGAGAGCCUUCAACACCCUCCAAGAACCACGAUUUCACUCUCGAUAGUGCCGAAUGUCUGGCAACAGCUCUACGCGGCCUGAACAGAAAUUCCGAAGCACGGGAUAUGUUCACCAUCGCGCUCCAAGGGCUCUCAGAGAAAUUUGGUCGGAGUCACUCCCGCACCGUCAAGGUAACCGAUCAGCUUUCCGACAUCUUGCUAGAACUGGAAGAGGAGUACGACGCAGAGAGGCGAAUGUCUUCCGCCCUCAUAGCAAGUCGUCCCAUUACUCACGAAAACAUCACCGAAGACUUGACGCAUAUCGCCGAGAAGUUGGGACCGCUUCUGCUCAAGCAAGACAAGAAAGCGGAUGCCGCCGAUGUUUACGACUCCGUCUUCGUGGGCGAAAAGAAAUUCCUUGGCAUAGAUUCAGUCCUCACAUUGACCAACGGGCAUAAGUAUGGUGCACUCUGCUUGGAUUUGAAACGGCUUCCAACAGCAGAGACCGUUCUAGUAGAAGUCUGGAACCAUCGAAAAGAAAUCCUCGGAGAGAAAGACCAAGAAUCUCUUGCAAGCGGCUUCCAGCUAGGUCAAGCUUAUUUCAUGAACAACAACUUCGAAGCGGCCGUGGCUAUCCAUCAAUCAAUCCUUGAUCUGCGGGCAGAGGUAUUCGGACUCGUGUCUGCGGAAGUGAUUGAAAGCUCCGAGGUGCUUGGUACAAUGUUCACGUCCAGCACCGAGAGUUUCGAGCACGGCUUUCAAUUACUUCAGAACGCUCUAGAAUCCAAGAAGCAGCUGUAUGGGAAUCAGUCCACGACCUUCUCAUCAGCCCUUCGACUCGCAUCACUGUCUGCAGGCCACGGAAAAUUCCCGAAUGCAGCAGACAUCUGUAGCUGGAUCUUCGAGAACCGAGGUGGCCAGUCUGCGAAAUGGAAAGCUAUAGCCAACGCCUCCGCACUUACCGCUGCUGGAUUCGAAUUCAUACAGCAGAGGCACCUGGAGGGCAACCAGCUCGUGCGACAUGCCGUUUCCGCAAUUACCCAGGACCUGGGCGAGACUUCCUCAACAGCUCGAACGCUUGCCUAUAGUCAAGCAUUCCUUCUGUUGUUGCAGAGACACAGUCGUGAAGGCAGGCAUAUCCUGCAUCGGCAGUUCAGUCUCCAAAAGCGGAUCCGCGGCGCCGAACACAAAACUAGUCUGUUAGCUGGCGAAGUCCUUGCGAUUGGCACGCUUGUGGACUCGGUUCUCAAGCGCACCAAGAUCGGCGAGGAGAUUGAUAAGGUGCAUGAUUGGCUGUUCGCGCGAAAGAGAGACUGGACAUUGGCAAUGCGCUUUGCGAUGGCAGCAGCGCUCAUAUGUGCAACUCUCAAGCUAGACGAGAUCGCUAAGGCUAUUCUAAGUUGGCUCCAUCGGACACAAAAGCGACUUUUUGGCCGCUUCGAUCGCGAUACGCUAGUCACCCUAGCCAUUCAUCAUGCUCUUCAUCUCCAGCGACUCUACAAGAGAGCGAGAAAGAUACCGACAAAAGACCACUCCGCAAUAGACCCCCGCGUCCUCGUUCCCAAGAUAUGGCCUAGCCUCACUAGAGGUAUUGGUACAGUCCUCACCAAAAUGACAACCGGAAAGAAACGCUCCAAGUUCUUUACGACCUGGCUUCCGAAGCUCAUGACCGAAUGGACGCUAUACGAAGGAUAUCGGCGUGAACGCCUUGCGCGUCUCUUUAUGGCUCAGAUGCCACAAUUUGAGGGAUUUCAGCCGUUCGAGCAAUUCCUCUCUUCAGAAUUUGCAGACAAUGCAAGUAGACGGUCGAGAGCACGCAGCCCGGAAGACGAUGUCGCGUCCCGCGUAUGGACGGUCGCGAGCUCAGAACUCGGAGACGGCGACGACCGUGACGCAGUGGAUGGGGAUAAUAGCUCUUCGAUAGAUUUUUCUGAGAUCAUUGAUGAGCGGACUGCGGAGCGCCUGAGGUCACUCGGCGACUCGCUGCUUGAUCUUACGAUGGAGUCGUCUAAGGACGAAGAAAGUCUACCCAGGGGGGGCGAUGAGGAGGGUGCAGAAGAGCGGCUUAAGAAUUUGCAGAGCGAGCUGGUGAACGAGGUUGUCAAUGAAGCGGGCAUCAACGCAGCGAAGGAGAACUAUGAAGCUUUUGAGCGGGAGACGGACAGUGUUAUAAUUUUAGCCGAACUGCAACUGCACUUCACCUUUCAUAAGCGAAUUAGCACGGUAUGGACGCCUGGAACUUUUGCAUCUUCGCCGUGAGCUGAGUAGCUCUCGCGGCCGUCCUACGAUGCAUCGUGGUGUGGAGCUACCGCCUUCUUAUGCACCCACUGCACAAGUAUCCAGGUCCAUUACUUGCGAAGCUCACGGAAUGGUACGGUGCCUACUAUGCACUGCGUCUACGCCUACAUCUCAUCACCUACGCAGACCAUCAGAAAUAUG
Messenger RNA from Trematosphaeria pertusa, 4897 nucleotides. RefSeq lists its product as uncharacterized. Bases 203 to 4717 code for a protein of 1504 amino acids. NCBI's taxonomy places the organism in Eukaryota, Fungi, Ascomycota, Dothideomycetes, Pleosporales, Trematosphaeriaceae. Gene Ontology annotation, molecular function: protein binding. The record is from RefSeq and is a predicted model, not a curated record. The transcript is spliced from 4 exons.